AUGCUGGUCAUAUUUCAUUAUAAAUCUACUUCAUCCCUGUUUCUAACUCCAACGAAUAACUAUCAAUUAAUUUCAUCGUCAUCUCAGUUAAUCUACAUGUCUGUAAUUACAUGGGACCACGUUGACAAUCAGCAAACUUUACUAACAGAAAAACAACUAGAGUCAGUGUUUCUGCUGAAUUCACUGAAUUCAAUACACGGAGAAACUACAGUAAGCAGUACUACUACUCAUACGACCUUCAAUACUAAUCAGACUGAUAAAUACGAGUACCAAACUACCCAACAGGAUGUGUCUAUACAGUCAGCCUCACAUUUCUAUUCAUGGCUAUGGUCUGUUGAACAAAAACUUAGUGCUGAAAUACCUGAAGUACCAAGCGAAUUUUUGACUUUUUUAUCUCGUAAAAAAUUGGAAUGUUCAAAAGUUUUAAGCAUCGUUGAAGAAAUUUUGUCUAAAUUAUCGAUUUUGGAAAACAAUUACUUCAGCAUAUCGCAGAGCACUAAUGAGUUACAUGAGUUGUGCGAACAUCUAUUAAGGCAACAAAAUGAAAUGAUUGAAUAUGCUAGCUCAAUUGAAGAAUGUCUAGCCAAUUUUGUUCAAGUGGAUAUGUUACAAGCUGAACUUGGAGUUUCCAAUUUCGUCGUAUCUCGAGAGAAGUUGCUGCCAAUUCUAAAUAAGCUUGAUUCAAGUUUACUUUAUUUCCUAGAACAUCCAAAUUUCAAAGAAUCUCCAAACUAUUUAAUCAAGGUGAAAUCCUCGCUUAAAAUAGCUCUUGAAUACAUUAAAAAUAAUGUAACUAAUGUCAUAGAAAGAACCAUAAAUGAGCUUCUGGAAUUGCAUGAUGUUAUCAGCCCUGAGAACUCAUUUAUUUUACUUUACGGACGAUUUCGUUCACAAGGACCAAAAAUACGCUCGUUGAUGACACUUUUAGAAGAAAGAAUACACGUUACUGAUGAGUAUGCUCAGGUAAUUCAAGAGUGUCAUAAAUUUUACUUACAUCAUCGAGAAGAGUUAUUGACACCUGUUGCACAAAAUGGAGUUUCAGAACUACUUCAAAAAUAUACUGGUGAUCAUUGUACACUACUUCGCACUGCUGGAACAUUCAUAUUACAUAUGUGUGAAGAUGAAAUGCGUUUGUUUAAUCAAUUCUUUUCAUCAAACUUUUCACAAUCAAUUAAUCAAAUGUUGUCUAAAUUAUGUCGAUGUUUGUAUGAUGCUGUUAGACCUUUAAUAAUUCAUAUCAAUCACGUUGAAAUAUUAUCUGAACUUUGUGAUAUAUUGAAAGAUGAAUUACUUCAACAAGAUGAUCCUAAAAAGACAACUAAUUCACCAGAUAUGCUGGCAUUUAAUGAUCUCUGUGGAAUGUUGCUGGCUGAUAUUCAAGAAAGAUUAAUAUUUCGUGCACAUAUAUAUGUUAAAUCACAAAUUUUUGGUUUUGUUCCAAGUCCUGGAGAUCUUUCUUACCCUGAAAAAUUGGAAAUGAUGAACGACAUAGCAAAAAGUAUUUCGAUGCCUAUUGAUUCAAACAAUUCACCGGAUAAAGAAAAGGAGCAUGAAAACUCUGAGGAAAUUGUCGCAGAAAAUGAUUCUUCCGAGUCCAAUUUACAGAAUAAGUCUACUACUUCUGAUUUGGCAAUUCAACCAGGACCUAAUAUGUCUUUAGCUCCAGCAGACUUACAUGGUAUGUGGUAUCCAACAGUACGUCGUACUUUGGUAUGUCUCUCAAAACUCAAUCGUUGCCUAGAUACUGAUUCGUUUCGUGGUUUGGCCCAGGAAUGUGUAUCCAUGUGCGUUCAGUCAUUAGUUAAAGCAAGUGAUUCAAUUAGUCUCCGUCGGACAACCAUUGAUGGUCAAUUAUUUCUUAUCAAACAUUUGUUAAUACUUCGUGAACAAAUGGUACCAUUUGGCAUUGAAUUUUUAGUUAAGGAAACUAGCCUAGAUUUUUCUCCAUAUAAAAAUGUAGCACUCAGUAUUUGGGAACAAAAAGGAACUGGGUUAUUCUCAUUAAAUAAAGAAAAUGCAUUAUUACGAUUUCUAUUAGAAACUCCAAACGCUAUUGAUAUUGAAUUGGAUUCUAGACGUCAGUUAGAUAGUCAAUUAAAAUAUACUUGUGAACUACUUAUUGAACAACAAGUUUUACAAUUAACCGGCGAAAUGUCAAAUUUUCUUAAACGGGCUCAUUCAAUCCUAGCCGCUCCAGGUGCACGUCUUGCUGACCAACCGUUCGCAAAUCCAUCAUACAUAAAGGAAAUAGUUUCGAAUGCGCACCGAUCACUCUGUAUAGCACUUGGUCGUAGUUCUAGUUCAAAUCGUCCUGAUACAGUAAAACACCAUACUGUGCCAAAUUUACGAAACUGUCUACAUAUUUAUCUAGCUAAUCCAGAUACAGAAAAUAUCUUAUUACGUCGUAUUCAAUCAGGUAUUAUAUCACAAUGGAGAUCCAUGUAUCAAUUGGUAACUGAUCAUUAUAAUGAUGAGGAUCGUAUAAUAAUCGGUUGUCCAACAGAAAGUCAAAUUCGACUUAUAUUUCAAGAUAUUUGGAAUCGUCCAGUUCUUUCAUCAUAA
Messenger RNA from Schistosoma curassoni, 2562 nucleotides. The record is from the annotation of a GenBank genome assembly. Lineage: Eukaryota; Metazoa; Platyhelminthes; Trematoda; Strigeidida; Schistosomatidae.